This is a messenger RNA of Microstroma glucosiphilum, 3250 nucleotides long. RefSeq lists its product as hypothetical. Bases 67 to 2994 code for a protein of 975 amino acids. Lineage: Eukaryota; Fungi; Basidiomycota; Exobasidiomycetes; Microstromatales; Microstromataceae. The record is from RefSeq and is a predicted model, not a curated record. The transcript has a single exon.
ACCUCGCCAAGGAGCAUAUUCUUACCUCAUUUCUACUUGCUCCAUUUCACCCUCCCGUCGUAUUCGAUGGGUGUCAGAGGCCUCGCCACUUUGGCCAAGAGCUAUCAAGCGGCCAUCUCAGAGGUCCUCGAGUUUCCUGUAGCUGCUGCUUCCUCCUCGCAGCGGAAGACGACGACACUGUCCAUCGAUGCAUGGGCCUGGGUCUUCGAGGUAUGGGCCAGCCACUUUGGGGAGUCCGUGCAAGGAGGCAAUUACGCGGAUCUCAUUGAAUUCGUCAAGGAUGCUGUCACAGCUUGGAGGGCGUGCUCUCUUGAGCCCGUCUUCAUCUGGGACGGACCAGUACCACUGAUCAAGCAAUCGCAAUAUCUAGACCGGCGAGCAAGCAUUGCAGCAGGCAACUCCGCCUUCAUGCGAUCAUCGCAAGCUUCUCGGUCGUCAAAGAGGUUUCAACUGGAGUCCUAUCCUUUCGUACCGCUCCUCGCCCAGGCUGUCAAGGCAGCUCUUGCCGACGAGGGCGUCACGUCUGUGAUAGCUCAGGCAGAGGCAGAUGGAGCGGUCGCAGAGCUGGCUGACGAAUCUGGAGGUCUAGCAGCUAGCCAGGAUUCUGACUUCUUCAUACUCUGCUCAAGAGGGUCGGGUAGAGGAAGAUAUACACAGAUUGACUCCUGGGAGUACAUGGUCGAGGACAAAGAGUCGUCAAAUGGGCAUUCGAGCGUAAUAGAGGCACCUAGCUCAGGGUCGGUAGGAGAUUCGGAUGGCUUCGAGGCGGUCACGAGCAAGCGAAGGAGGAACAGAUCAAAGGGUUCCAUAGACGCAUCUAGCAACCAGAGAGGCUCUGGUGCCCAGUCGCUACCGUAUCCGCCCGUGCGUGGUCCGGAGUCGGAAUCGAAGCUCAUUGGCGUAAAGCUGCGAGUCUUCUAUCCACAGAAGCUCGCGGCUCAAUUGCGGGUACCUGCUGCGCUCUUGCCCCUGCUAGGUGCGGUAGCCGGAAACGACUACACGACUGCGCUUCAGGACACGGUACUCUUUCGUCACCUCCAGACAGGGCCAGAGAGGAUCAAAGAGGCGGCUGAAGUCAUUCAGAGGGAGUGGAUACGGACGAUUGGAGGUCCGGGAGCCGGCAAGCAGGUCAAGCGGGCAACAGUAUCCUCUUCUCGCAGUCUUGAAGCUAGGCUGGCUGCCAAGAGCUUGAUGGGAGCAGUUCGUGAGAUGGACGACGAUGCCCGGAGCGAAUACUCCGACGCCUCCUCGGCUACUGCCACGCCUGCCCAAAUGGCAGCGUCGAACAGCAGUCUUUCAAACGCUCCGGCCCCGCCACUGGACCCUGUCCGAUAUCUGGUUGGCGCCGUGGUCUCAUCGCUUCUGGAGCGGGCAGACGUAGCGACGCACCGAUCUUUCUACGUCUCCGAGACCGACAAAGAAGCCUGUAUUGAGUCUAUUAUCGAGAGCAUGGCGGCAUACUCGCUGCUGACCAACGUGAGCGCUUCUCAACUUGAUGACCCGGCGGGAUUCUGGUCCCGCGUACUUCCGGGAGAGGAAAACAGAAGAGCCUUGCAGCGUUACCGCGAUGCCUUCGAGGCUGGCGCUUUCUCAGAGCAAAUGGUCUCUGCUAUGGCAUCUCGAAUGGUCGCUACGACUCUGGCACCAGAGGAUCCAGAUCAGAGAAGCAUUCACGUGGGAGCAACGAGAUCGAUUCGCAGAUGGAUCUACGCCAUCAUCUUCGGAGUGUGGGGCAUGGAUUGGGCAAGAGAAACCAUGGCAGACCCUACUGCAGAUUUGAACGGCAGUGAAGGCGAAGGAGAAGGUAGUAGAACAGCACCGACACCGUACCUCAGGUCGAACGGACCCUACAAAGCUGGGGAGCGGCCUGACGAUGUCAUCAGCGUCGACACCGAAUCCGAAAGCGAGAGUGAGGGCGAGAAUGUCGAGAGGGCAGGUCCUUCUGCUCCUGGCUCGGUCUUCAACGGCGAGGACGAUGAUGGAGACAGGGACACCUAUGCUCCACCCUUUGUCAAGCCUCCUCCAGCUGUCAAGGAGUUUGUGCGAAAAGGGGACCGCUUCGUCGGCGACUUGGUAGAAAUCGUCAAGCUGGCGGACCUCCUGGCUCAGGACGUCGAGAGUCUGCCGCCUGCUCUCGCGGAAGUGCACGCCCAGUACCUUGCAGCUCGUACAGAGGCAAAGCCUAGUCACGCUUCGGCACCGGAGCCUACCUCAGAUCCUUUGCCGGCCCUGGCCCCACUCCUCCCGUCUCGCACCAGGCUGGACGUCUACCGGCACGCUCUGCAGUCUGCUGGAGAGGCGAUGAAUACGGUGCCUCUGUCAGUGCUUCCUCUGGCUGCCUCGCUGAAGCACAUCAUUGGCACGUUGGCCGCAGAAGCAGGCGAGAGCAAGAAGCGGCUGAAUUGGACCCUGGUUGAGGUAACUUCAGCUGUCCUCGCUGGAUGUCAUGUUGCGGCAGUGCAUUCUGCGCGCCAGGGCAGAAGUGGUACCAAGACAGAGCUCCUGCCAAGAUCUUUCUGGGUGCAGCCGACAUCGCGAGCGAUUCAUGUGGCCUCGACCCUCCAGCUCACGUUGGAGACGGCCGACUCACUGGCAUCCGCACUCCUCCUCAACACGUCUCCGUCGCCCGGAGACGACAUUGCUCUGCCUCCUCCUCAUGUGCUCUUCGACGGCCCAAUCUUCCAUUUACUGGUAGCUAAUGAAGGCCGGAGGACGAAAGAGAUGAACAUUUCAGACGAGACACAGAACUUGGCAGAGCAGGUCUUGCAGGCUAUUCUAGCCAAUGGCGCGAAGGAGGACCUUGCGAUCAGCGCCGAAGAGCUCAAGAGGCUGAGGAAGGAGAACAAGAAGAAGGCCAAGGCCUCCGCUGAGAGCGAGCAGGGCGGGCUCCAUCCUGCUGCUGUCAGCAACGGCAAGAAAACCAAAAGCUCCACUCAGGGAUCUCAGAAUACUGGGAAGAGCGGCAAGAAUGCAUUCGAGCUAUUGAUGGGCUGAGACAGGGCUCCCUAGAGCUUCCUGUCUCGAGGGUAUAGAUGUAGUAUUGUAGACGUCCCGACUCAUUCCUGUACCGUAUCAUCCCAUACUUUCGAUACCAGCAUCUAGAUUUCCAGACAUACCCCUACCACCGCCUGAUCCUCGCAUGCCUCCAUCAUCCUCAUCUUCGCUUCCUCCAUCAGCGUCCAUCCCAUUAUCAAGGGUGUAUUCGCCUUCGAAGGCGGCAUCAUCGUCAGCUUGUCCUCUGCCUGGCUCU